ACGUGGGCUGAAAUUGGCAACUUUCAGGACCCGCCAUGGAUACGCCGCUCAGGCGCAGCCGGAGGCUGGAAGGCCUAAACCCUGAAUCCCCCGAGACCCCCAGCUCAGUUUUGCGGGCGAGACGGGCCCUUGUGGAGUUCAAGUCGGACCCGGAAGAGACGAGGGAACCCGAGUCUCCGAGUGCUCAGCAACCCGGCAUGGAGUCCCCCCGACGUCAGCCGGAGACAAGCCCGGGGUCACCUAUUCUACCGCAGGGUGCAGGUCUGGGGGCACCCGGAAGGGAGCCGGAGCCGGGCCCACUGUCCCUCCAGCGCCAGCAGAACCCAGGCCUGGAGUCGCUCCAAACACUUCCGGAGUCGGGUCCAGAACUCCCCGGAUUUCAGCCAAAGCCAAGUGGGGAGUCCACAGAGUUCUCCCAGACCCAGGAAAAGCUGGACUCGGAGUUGUCACUGAGUAAGAAGGAGUUGGCCUCGGGGUCUCCCCGACAUCAGCUGCGCCCAGGAUCCCCUGAGCCUUACCUGGCUGAGCAAGCGCCGGGUCCGGAGCCCUCGCGGCCACUCCAGGAGCCGACAGCCCAGUCACCCGCCUCCCCCCGGGGUCAGCGCGUGCCGAACAAGCCACCUCCGGCCUGGAAGACGGUGCGAAGCAGCCUCGGGGCGCAGAAGAGGACAAGCUCUUCAGCCCAGACCCCAGCGUCCAAGAAGUUGAAGGAGGGGGAGGAGGUUCCUGUAAUCCCUAUGGGAAAGCCCAAAUCGGGGCGGGUGUGGAAGGACCGCUCCAAGAAAAGGUUCUCCCAAAUGGUGCAGGACAAGCCCCUGCGCACAUCCUGGCAGCAGAAGAUGAAGGAGCGACAGGAGAGGAAGCUGGCCAAGGACUUCGCCCGGCACCUAGAGGAGGAGAAGGAGAAACGACGGCAGGAGAAGAAACAGCGCCGGGCGGAGAACCUGAAACGCCGCCUGGAGAAUGAGCGGAGGGCAGAGGUUGUCCAAGUGAUCCGAAACCCUGCCAAGCUCAAGCGGGCAAAGAAGAAGCAGCUUCGCUCCAUUCAGAAGCGGGACACGCUGGCACUGCUGCAGAAGCAGCCACCCCAGGGGCCAGCGGCCAAGAUCUGAGUGCGCGGCGGCCCAGAGGCCUGCGGCCAGCUGUUGUGUCAGACUCACACUUGUCGGGCCACGACCCUCCAGCUCUAGCGCCAUGCCGCCCUGCCCCAGGGGGCUUCUGAGCCUUCAAGGGCACGCAAGCCCGGAGGAACCCGGGGGCCUGGCAGAGACUGGAGGAGGGAAGAGGUUCAGCCCCACCCCCGCCUCCUUCCUCCCCUUUCCUCCUUCCUCAAGUGCCUUGCAGCCAAGAAGGGUAAAUUCUCUGGUUCCUUGGGAGCUGACAACUGGAGGGUGACUCCCUAAAAUGUGUAUUUCUGUCUCAAAGUCAUGGGUCCAACCCAGGCCAGGAGGCUGUAGUCAGGAACCAGUCUCCCUCACACCAUCCCAAAGGCUCCUUGGGGUGUCUCUGCAGCCCACUGGCCCGGUCACCCGGCCAGCUGAACCCGGCUUCCCCGACUUUUCAACACUGAAAGGUUAAGGAGGUUUCAGGAAGUGAGGUCUGCACCUCCCGCCCCCGCCCCCCAGCUCCCUCUCACCUGUGCCGGACUCUGCAGGAGACCCACAGAUCUGAUUCACUCACGCCAUCCUGUCUGUAACAAACAUUUAUUGGACGCCCGCUUUGUACGGGCACAAAUGUAGGUACCGGGGAAUACAGACAGAGGCCCCAGCCCCCAAGGAGCUUUCAUUCUGAUGGAAAGAACAUAAUAAACAGGGAAACAGUAUUGAGUUAAACAGUGGGAAGUGCCAAGAGUGAAGCAAGGGGGGAGGUAGCAGGGAACAUGGGGAGGUGUGAGGAUGGAUGUUGGUUCGGCCAGCGGCCGAUCCGUCCAACUGCUGAGCUCCUGCUGAGCAAGGCCCGGUGCGGUGAUGAACAGUAAGCCGGCCAGCCCAGCCUUCAGGACCCCAGACGUGCUCCCACAGUGGACCGGCAUUCCACUAACCAGUUACCAGCCACAGUUCUGCCCCUGGGCCCAGGGACAGACCCAAGUGCAGUGGUCUUUGUCCUCUAGUGUGUGGUGGGCAGAGGAGAGUUGGAUGUGCUGUACGGAGGUCCGACUGAGCCCUCGCUGCUACAGAUUGGGACAGUCGCCCAGCUUCUGUGUGGUUGGGAGGUGGGCAUUGGAAAGAUUUGGGGAUUAUCAGCAUUGCCCAGAGGGCACCCCAUGAAAUACCAGGGCUGUACAGAUGUCAGAUUCUUGAGGAAAUGUCAUACGCUGUGGUCUCAGA
Enhydra lutris kenyoni (northern sea otter) is the source of this 2327-nucleotide messenger RNA. RefSeq names its product coiled-coil domain containing 86. Lineage: Eukaryota; Metazoa; Chordata; Mammalia; Carnivora; Mustelidae. The record is from RefSeq and is a predicted model, not a curated record. Gene Ontology annotation, cellular component: nucleolus. The coding region runs from base 36 to 1112 and encodes 358 amino acids. The transcript is spliced from 4 exons.